Triticum aestivum (bread wheat) is the source of this 1098-nucleotide messenger RNA. RefSeq names its product COX assembly mitochondrial protein 2 homolog. Gene Ontology annotation, cellular component: mitochondrion. The transcript has 4 exons. NCBI's taxonomy places the organism in Eukaryota, Viridiplantae, Streptophyta, Magnoliopsida, Poales, Poaceae. The record is from RefSeq and is a predicted model, not a curated record. The coding region runs from base 470 to 721 and encodes 83 amino acids.
UUCUUUUUCCAUCGGGUAGGCCGGGUAUGUCUAGCCCACGCAAAACUUUCGGAUUUUAAGAAUGAUUAAAAAAAUGUAAAAGGCCCAUGCUUCCGGCCCAACAGCGAGCCCGUCACCUGUGCCCUGUCUCUGUCGCUCGUGCUGUCCUCUUCCAAUCGAGUCGAGCUAUCGAUCCAGGCAAACGCCGCCGCCGCCGCCGCGCCGCCUGCCCGCCUUCCGCCUCCACGACUGGCCCGGCCCCGCAGAUUCUGCCCAAGCCCCAGCUCAGCCAAAUCUCUCCUGUAGUUUACUGUCGCUGUGCCCUGCAGAUAUCACUAUCACUUGCCCCUCUGUGGCAGUUGUCCAUUCGAUUGCAAGUCUGCCUGUGAAGGUAUAGAUCAUGUUUUACUGACAAGAUCAUUGGUAGAGGUACUGUUACAGCAGAAAUAUAAGGUUGUGUUUGCUGGCUCACAUUCCUACAUCUACGGAAAUGCAUCCCCAUCUAACCCUACACAGGCAUCCUAUGUGUGCUGAGAUUAUCGAAGAAUUCCAGAAGUGCCAUGUGGAUCACCCCAUCAAAAAAUUCUUUGGUGAAUGCACAGAUCUUAAGAUUAAGCUCGAUCGGUGCUUCCGGCAGGAGAAAGCUGUGAAGAGAAAGGCAAACUUUGAAGAGAGCAAGAAAUUUAAAGAAAGGUUGCAGGCUUAUAAAAAGGAAAUGGCUGAGAAAGAAAAUGAAUCAUAGCUUCGAACGGAGGACAAGGACAUUCACUGAAUGCUAUUUUGCUGCAAUCCUGUGGCUUCAACUUUGUGAAACGAAGUUCCGGACUUGUCUUUACUUCAUGUUUACAUCACAUAUCUACCGUUAUAAGAUUACAGCUGAGGUCAUAUAAUCUAUUUAGAAGUUCAAAUUUCCCUCUCUGGCUGUUGCUAUUCAUGGUUAGUCUAUUCCCAUCAUAUAUAUAGACAAUAAAUCUUGCUCCAAGUUGGUGUUGUACUGUAAAAACUACUAUAUGAAAUCUUUUUUUUUCUUCUUGAAACUUCUGUAUGAAAUCUUCACAACUAUGAAAUGAGUGGCAAGUAAAUCCAGUAUGUUUUCUGGUACUUUGCUUCUGGAAUUAA